AUGAUGACUCUGCUGCAGAUAAAGUCUUUUGCUGCUCUCAUAGAUCAGCUGCCACUGGACGUGGAAGAGUCUGAGAGAAUAGACACAGCAGCAGAGCAAGCAGCAGCAGGCCCGAGCGCAGCAGCAGCAGCAGCAGCAGACGCAGACGCUGCUGCUGCUGCUGCUGCUGCGGCUUCCGCCUGCGGCGCCGCCAGGACACCCCUGCUGCCCCUGGGGCCCCCGCAGCAGGAAGAGGGGCCCCCAGGGUCUUUUGCUGCUUUUGCAAUUCCUGCUGCAGCAGCAGAUAUGUCCAUUAUAUAUCCUUCGGGGGCUUUGCUGCCUCCCGAUGGCUGCAGCCAGCUCUUUGGGGGGCCCCCUGCAGCAGCAGACACAGCAGCAGCAGCAGCAGCAGCAGCAGCGCCGCCGCCCCCGGACGCCGCGUUUCCCCCCGUUCCUCCUUUUGCUGCCAGCAGAAAUGCUGCUGCUGCUGCUGCAAUGCAGCAAGCAGCAGCAGUUGACUUCAGGGACAUUGGGGCCCUCAAUUCGGGGCCCUUUCAUGCUUUUGUGCCUUAUGGAGGGGACGAUGGCGGGGGUUUUGUUGCUGCUGCUGCUGCUGCUGCAGACGCAGCGGCGGGGCCAGCAGCAGCUGCUGCUGCUGCGGCUGCAGCGCAGGGACUCCACGGCGUCCCGCUGCAGCAGCAAAACGUAGACGGCAGCAGCAGCAGCAGCCGCAGCAGCAACAGCUGGCAGCCGUGGGGCACCCCCCAGCACGCGCCCAGCAGCAGCAGAGCGCACUCUGUCUCAAGGCAGCAGCAGCAGCAGCAGCAGCAGCAGCAAAACUCCAGCGCCAGCAUCCACUCGGGCGGCCAAGUCCAGGUCUCCAUCCUUUCCCCAGGCGCAUUCGAGGCCUUCAACGUCUCCCGCGAGCAUAAAAGUCAAGAGCGUCUCUCCUUCAGGCCCCGACCACCUCGUUCUUUGCCUAGAAACUGA
Messenger RNA from Eimeria tenella, 969 nucleotides. RefSeq lists its product as uncharacterized. The record is from RefSeq and is a predicted model, not a curated record. NCBI's taxonomy places the organism in Eukaryota, Apicomplexa, Conoidasida, Eucoccidiorida, Eimeriidae. The transcript is spliced from 3 exons. The coding region runs from base 1 to 969 and encodes 322 amino acids.